AAGAAGCCGGUUCAACCGAUUUCGCGUACUCCAUUGCAAAUUAAAAUGGAUUACACGAAAUUUUUUGCGAAGAGAACUCAUUUCCAAAGGGACAAUCUCAUCAGGCGAUUGACAAAGAUGUUUUUGCAAAAUCCUGGGUCGAUUAAUCUGGCGUCUGGUAUGCCGAAUUCAACACUAUUUCCAUUUGAAAAUUUAUCGGUCAAGUGUGGAGAUAAAACGAUAACGCUAUCGCCGAAAGAAAUGGGGGAAGGACUGCAGUAUGGGCCGUCUCAAGGAUAUUUUCCCCUGAUCAACAAAUUGAAAGACUUUCAAACCCGGUGGCACAGUCCCCCGUUCAAAAACUGGGACAUUGCCGUUGUCCCCGGCUCGCAGGAUGGAUUUUACAAAAUUCUCGAUAUUAUGAUCGACGAGAAUGAUCCGAUUAUGGUGCAGGCACCUGCGUAUACCGGGACCAUAGCUGCAGUAAAUUCGAUGCGGCCAGAAUACAUUGGCAUCCCCCAAGACGCCGACGGAAUAAUUCCCGAAGAGAUCGAGAGAAUUUGCAGUCGGCGACACAUCAAUAAUCUCAAAUUACCGAAAGCACUCUGCGUGAAUUCCAUCGGCGCAAACCCGACCGGUUCCGUUCUCCCGACAGAUCGGAAGAAGGAAAUUUACAAACUCGCCCAGAAGUACGAUUUCCUCAUCAUCGAGGACGACGCGUACUAUUUCAUUCAUUUUCUUGAUCACCAGCCGACAUCAUUUCUGUCUAUGGACACUGACGGACGGGUCAUUCGAUUGGAUUCAUUCAGCAAGAUCAUUAGUUCUGGAUUGCGACUGGGGAUUGUCACAGCACCUCAGGAAAUUAUUGAUAAAGUUAUUGUGAGCCUGCAGAAUACUGUUCUUCAUGCUUCUUCGUUGUCACAGAUGUUGAUGUUUAAGCUUCUGGAGAGCUGGUCCCCAAAAGAAUUCGACAACCACAUAAAAAAAGUUCAGAAUUUCUACAGGUCACAGCGUGACAUGAUGAUCAAGUCUAUGGAGAAAUAUUUGGAAGGCCUGGCAGAAUGGUCAGUCCCCAAGGCCGGAAUGUUCGUCUGGAUCAAACUCAAGACAAAGGACAAUGCUUUGGAUUUAAUCAUGGGAAAAUUAAUUCCCAAUGGGGUGUUCAUCAUCCCCGGAAGUGCCUUCGAUUACAACGAGUCCCAGGACGACCACCAUCUGCGUUUGUGCUACAGCUUCUCCACGGAGAACGAGGUCGACAAGGCAAUGCGAAUUCUUGCAAAAUGUCUCCGCGAAGGGGUGACGGAGAAGAAUGCUGACCGUCCCACUUGAUUACGAUGAAAUAUAUUCUUUGUUGCUUCUUUAAUAGCGAGGAAUGUCAAGCAAAAAUUCAAGAAUAUGCAUUUGAAGUGAAAAUAAAUACAAAUUUCGAUUCGAGCUGA
Messenger RNA from Diachasma alloeum, 1418 nucleotides. RefSeq names its product kynurenine/alpha-aminoadipate aminotransferase, mitochondrial. The transcript is spliced from 8 exons. Lineage: Eukaryota; Metazoa; Arthropoda; Insecta; Hymenoptera; Braconidae. Gene Ontology annotation, biological process: biosynthetic process. Gene Ontology annotation, molecular function: pyridoxal phosphate binding; transaminase activity. Bases 46 to 1308 code for a protein of 420 amino acids. The record is from RefSeq and is a predicted model, not a curated record.